This is a messenger RNA of Limanda limanda (common dab), 3268 nucleotides long. Its product is annotated as oxysterol-binding protein-related protein 3-like. The transcript has 22 exons. Gene Ontology annotation, cellular component: plasma membrane; intracellular membrane-bounded organelle; perinuclear endoplasmic reticulum. NCBI's taxonomy places the organism in Eukaryota, Metazoa, Chordata, Actinopteri, Pleuronectiformes, Pleuronectidae. The record is from RefSeq and is a predicted model, not a curated record. Bases 227 to 2677 code for a protein of 816 amino acids. Gene Ontology annotation, molecular function: cholesterol binding.
GUCGCUGGGUCAGUGGAGCGAGGAUCCUGAAGUCCUUCAGCCGCCGUGUGUGUCUCCUCUGCCGGGGACAAGAUGCUGUAGCCGUCGCCACGGAACCUGCUGACUGUUGUGGCGUGGCCUUCAAAGGUCAGGGUGAUGCUCCUGGUGGCUCCGCUGUGAUCUGCGUUACUGCGGUUUCCACAGAAACACAACAACAGUGGGUAGAAGGAGGUGAAGUCGCAAAAAGAUGACGUCGCCAUCACCCACUCACAGUGACAGCAGCAGCUCCUCCAAACAGGACAGCAACCAGGACAGCUGGGAGAUUGUGGAGGGGCUCAGAGGGGUUCCUGCCAGCGUGCAGGAGCCCGCCAGGCAGGAGGGUUUCCUGCUCAAGAGGAGGAAGUGGCCCAUGAAGGGAUGGCAUAAGAGAUACUUUGUGUUGGAGAAAGGCAUCUUGAAGUAUGCAAAGCGUGGAACUGAUCUGAAGAAGGGAAAGCUUCAUGGCUGCAUAGAUGUCGGCCUGUCUGUCAUGUCAAUAAAGAAAAAAGCCAUGUGCAUUGACCUGGACACAGAGGAUAACAUCUAUCACCUAAAGGUGAAGUCUCCGGAGCUGUUUGAGGAGUGGGUGUCAAAACUCCGUCAUCACCGCGUGUAUCGGCAGAACGAGAUUGCCAUGUAUCCCCAUGAGAAGCAUCUCUUCCACCCCGGCGCCUCGUCCUCCCCCUCCCUCAGUGACUCUCUGAGAAAAAGAGCUACUCUUACCAAGCAGGCGUCAGUCCACCAGGCUAAGAUCAGCUCUUGGCUCCAUUACUCAGAGGACAUGAAUAGGUGCUGCAAAGACUUGGAGGACUGCGAAUCGUACCUGCUUGAACUCAACCUGCUGCUGAAGAGCAUGGAGGUCAUCCACCGCACAUACUCAGCUCCAGCCAUCAGCGCACUACAAGCAUGUACCUAUGACAUCCCAAAAAAGGAGAAGAGGCCGAGGAGGUGGCGAUCCAAAAACAGUGGCAAAGAAACAAAAGCCACACUACAGAUCCCGAGCUGUAUCUCCUCUAAUUCCCCUCGUCUUCAUGCCUCCAACCCUAAUCUGUCCACCACUGAGUCAAAUACCCAAGAGGCCUGUCCUGAAUCUCCAGACUCUCCUAUAGAUGCGUCCCGUCUCCAAGUGGACUUCUGCAGGCUGGCAAACAACCUCCACACCACACUGAAAUCAGCCUUCAGUACCUUGGUAGCAGAAAAAGACAGACUGAGGCACACCAUCGACAUGCAGCCCCCUCAGCCAGUGCAGGUCAUGGGCUUAAAGUCUGCUUAUACCUCAGAAUGUCCAGGCGGCUCCCACUCCUUGGUCCACCAGGCGUCCAAUGAGAGCAAAGCAUCUAUCCCUGAGUCGAUAUCCGAGUUCUAUGAUGCUCAGGAGUACCUUCUCUCCUCUUCCUCCUCCGAAAAUGAGGCGUCCGACGAUGACUCGUACAUCAGUGAUGUCAGUGACAGUGUCUCCAUGGAUACCUACAGCAACGAGGGAGGCAGUGAGAGACACAAUUCUGUCAGCAGCGUGGUGAACCUGAAUCGCCGGCGCACCAGGUUGCCCUCCCCGUGUUCCGCCAGCAGCGUGAGCCUGUGGAACAUCCUGAGGAACAACAUCGGGAAGGACCUGUCCAAGGUGGCCAUGCCAGUGCAGCUCAACGAGCCGCUCAACACCCUGCAGAGGCUGUGUGAGGAGCUGGAGUACAGCGAGCUGCUGGACACCGCCAACCAGACGCAGGACCCUUACCAACGGAUGGUGUAUGUUGCUACUUUUGCAAUAUCUGCUUAUGCAUCCAGCUUCCAUCGAGCAGGAAGCAAACCCUUUAACCCCGUCCUGGGAGAGACGUACGAGUGUGACAGACCUGAUAAGGGCUUCAGGUUCAUAGCUGAACAGGUGAGUCAUCACCCGCCAGUUUCAGCAUGUCACUGUGCUUCAAGGAACUUCACCUUUUGGCAAGAUGUCCGAUGGAAAAACAAAUUCUGGGGUAAAUCCAUGGAAAUUGUUCCCAUGGGAACCACACAUGUCACACUACCUGCCUUUGGGGACCACUAUGAAUGGAACAAAGUGACGUCCUGCAUCCACAACAUCCUGAGCGGCCAGCGCUGGAUAGAACACUACGGAGAGAUGGCAAUCAAAAAUAUCAACAGUGACGCUUGCCAGUGUAAAGUCACAUUUGUCAAGGCAAGAUCAUGGAGCUCCACAGUGAACGAGAUAGAGGCCGUGGUUACUGACUCAAAUGGAAAAGUAGUACACUCCCUUUUUGGAAAAUGGCACGAGUCUGUGUUUAAAGGAGACCCCCCUUCUGCCACAUGCAUCUGGAGAGCAAACCCCAUGCCCGUGGACCAGGAGCAGUACUAUGGCUUUACCCAGUUUGCAGUGGAGCUGAAUGAGUUGGUCUCCACCCUGAGACCUCUGCUGCCCCCUACAGACACACGCCUCAGGCCGGACCAGAGGCUGCUGGAGGAGGGGAACCCAGAAGCGGCUGAGGAGCAGAAACAGAGGAUAGAGCAGCUCCAGAGAGAGAGGAGGAAAGUGCUGCAGGACAACAACAUGACACACCAGCCGCGCUUUUUCAAGAAGUCUAAGGACGACCUGUGGGUGAGCAGCAACUCGUACUGGGAGCAGCGUAGAGACCCUGGCUUCAGCAAAAUUGACUUUCCUGUGUUGUGGUAACCUCUGGAUACAAUCAAUCGUCUCCACUACAACUUAUCACAGAGAGGGAAGUGUAAAACUGAACUGAAACCUGCCUUCAACUGUCCUGACUUGGUCAACAUGAAUUAAUCCAUGUCAUAGUAACCCAACCUAAGAUGGACUUCCUGCUUCCAGUUUCAGGGCAGAGCAGAGCUUGUAGAACUUGUGUUUCACAUUUCACCUUCCCCUCUUAUCAUCAUGACUGUAAUUUACACAGUGUCUGUUUAGACUAUAUAUUCAUAUCAUUAUCGUCUGUUGCAUCUCAGCAUUUACCAAAGUGCCUUUUAUUGCAGGGCUGCACUCAAAUCAGCUGCUUUAGCAGUUAUGCAAAAACACUUUUAUUUAGAGACUUUAGAUGAUCGCAGUGUACAGUUUGUGGACUUCAGAGGAAAGGAACAGGUUUGUAUUUCAGCUUUGAAUUCUCAUAGAGGGACUUCAGCCUGAUUUCAGAGUGCUGCCUUGUAGAAAUCAGUCUUGACUGUCAGGACUGGGGAUACAGUUUUGUACUGAUGUGACAAAAGCAAUAAUACUUCAUGUUAAAAGUGGAAAAUAAACUGUUCAAUGGACAGCCAA